Xylaria bambusicola is the source of this 2658-nucleotide messenger RNA. RefSeq lists its product as uncharacterized. Bases 208 to 2382 code for a protein of 724 amino acids. Gene Ontology annotation, cellular component: nucleus. The record is from RefSeq and is a predicted model, not a curated record. Gene Ontology annotation, biological process: mRNA splicing, via spliceosome. The transcript has 6 exons. Lineage: Eukaryota; Fungi; Ascomycota; Sordariomycetes; Xylariales; Xylariaceae. Gene Ontology annotation, molecular function: RNA binding.
AGAACAUCAUCUACUUCGUAACUAACGACAAGACAAUAAGCUCAACAUUCUUGUUCGCUCUCAAACCCCUCAAGCCUACAAACCUUCUCCGUCACGCCGUACUACUGCUGAAAUCUACCCUAAUUAUUCUCUCCAUGAUCCCAUACCCCGCCUCAGGCCGAGAGAGCAACGCGCUUUGUUGCAAUCCUAAUCGCAAACUCCGUCACAAUGUACGAUGACUACGACCACCGUAGAUCGAGAUCUCGACCUCCUUCCGGGGAUCACCAUUAUCGCUCGCGGCACGACUCUUCCAGAUCACCACCAAAAGGACCGCGCGGUGAUGAUUCGUCACGCGCGCGCAGAUAUCAUUCGCCCUCCUACCGAAGAAAUAACACUCAAGACGAUGGCGACAAUCGGGGCUAUCCUCGUGAAGAUGCCCCUUACCGCCGGAGAGAGUCGCCGGGCCGUCGCUCAGGCCGCCACGGCUACAGGGAUUACGAUGCCAGUCAUGAUUAUGAUGGCGACAAUGAUAAACAGAACCGGCGAUCAGCCAGUCGCUCCGUGUCGCCUUAUCGCUCUCCCGACGACAAUUACCAUCGUGAUGCCAACCACCAGCAUGUGUCUGGUCGGCCUUACCACACGCUUAAGCUCGAUGAUGUGCCCGACUGGUUAGGACCUCAAGAGAUUGAUGAUGCUAUGCGUGAUAUGGGUGCAAGAGGUCUCAUUGAAGUCCGCAUCAAGUCUGACAGUCGCGUUGGAAACCGUAGAUGUUAUGCAUUUGCAGAGUUCAAAUAUGAGAGCGAUGCUGUAGACUUUCUCGAUCGGUACUAUCCCGCUAUCGACAUUGAGGACCGCAAUGGCGCUCCCACUCGCAUAUAUAUCGAGUACAGCCGAGAGCGGCGUCCGGCACCGAACUUGGAUGACUGGAAAUGCACAUUAUGUCAUUUUGACAACUUUUCCCGUCGGGCAACGUGCAAACAGUGUAAAGCCCCUCGUUCUUCCGAAAAUGCGGUUGAGAUGCGGCUUGACGGCCAAAGUGACGAAUGCCCUCAGCAGACACCAUCACAGUUUGUUGUCAUUCGUGGGCUAGCCCCAUCCACCAACGAGACCACUCUUGCAACUGGUAUCAAGAAGCUAUACAUAACAAAAGAAGAUGAACCUAAGCAAGCCUCUGGCAUGCCCCCAAAGCUGAGGAGCACUGCACCCAUUGGUAAUACUCAUGGGCUUGGUGCCAAACCCGGCUCACUAGUCCGGGUUUUUAUGGUGCGGGAGAAGAUGUCAGAAAUCAGUUGUAAUUACGGCUUUGCUGAAUUUUCUACACUUGAUGAUGCUCGAGCUGCCGUUGCCAAGUACAACGCACACCCGCAGUUCACCAUAUCCUCUAAGCCGGUCACGGUUGCCUUCAUACACUCUGGGGUCUUUAUCCCCUAUCUACAUCCUGUACAAGAUCAGGAUCGCAAAUUCACAUUUGCAGCAACUCACAACCCAACCCUUAGACUGAGCUACUGGAAUCCUUCCGUCUACGCCAAUGAGCACUUAAUCUUCGAUGAAUCUCUCUACGAGGAGAAAGAAAAGAGGCCUGAUCAUGCUAAACAAGCGCCUGAUAUGCCAGCAGGCAAGGACUCGAAGAAGCGCAAAGCUGAUAAAGACUUAAGUGCGCCGACGGGGAAAAAGGUCAUCGCUAUGGCACCUCAACUGCAGAUGUGGGCAAACAAGCAUGCAGAACUCCACGGGUCAAAGGAAUCCUCAGACGGCGCAAUAUCCUCGGAGGAGAUCGCCUCUGUCACCGUCCCAAUUACCACCAAAGCAAGCGAAAGCACUGUCACAACCUUGCCAUCCGUGUCGUAUGCUGAUCUCGAUCAAAUGUGCUGCCUAUUGUGUAGGCGCAAGUUCAAGAACGAACCUUCUCUUCGCCGACACGAGCAGAUGAGUGACAUGCACAAGGCCAACCUCAAGGACGAGAGCCUUAUCGCCAAAGCAACUCAAGACUUGAAAGCUCUAGGCAAAGAGCCCACCUCCAAUUACCGAGAUCGAGCCAAAGAACGACGAUUAGCUCAUAACCAGCCCAUGAAACCAAAAAUUCAUCUCCCCCGAAAAGUCCAAUCAAACAAUAAAGAAGCAGAGCCCACUAAGGACCCGCCCUCCAAGCCCGCCAUUUCCAAAGGUGCGGGCUUGCUCGCUAAGAUGGGCUGGACCACCGGUGAAGGCCUGGGUGCAGAAAGCGGUGGACGAACCGAUAUCAUCGAGACGAUGGCGUACGCACCCGGCGUCGGCCUCGGGGCCGAAGGGGGCAAGAUUGGCGAUGCGGCGCAGGAAGCUGCUCGUGCUACGAAGAACGACUAUGCUGAUUUCGUUUCUAAAGCCAAAGACAAAGCUAGAGAGCGGUAUGAAAAGAUGGGAUAGUGUUUCCUACUACUCAUCUGCCAUCUCAACCGUUUCACAUCGAUCUGCUCAUAGCUUUUCAUCCAUUUGUAUUAUAGGGGCGUUAGAUAAUAGGACUAUAUCGGACCAGAACUAGAGGUCUUUGUACUGCAAUCAACAUUAGCCCUAAGGACGACCUACACUAUCUAGCUUAGCUGAUUAUAAGGCAACGUUUUUACCAAUUCUACUGAUGAUAAUUAUGCUAGAGAGCUCGCUGUCUUUCUACCUAUUGUAGGCCUAACUAUGUAUUCCUAUCUC